GUGGAAUUUACGGAAUUUUAGUAUAAUAAAUGUGUUAUCUUGAGGAUUAAUGUUGUGUAGAUUCCAUAAAAUUACCAUUAGUUAAAUUAAUUUAUAAAGAUGUGAAACAUGUUUUUAGUUUAAUUUACUGUUUAGAUUUGGGAAUCUUUUAAUUUUCCCGAAAUUUCAUAAAUUUUAUUCUCUUGUUCUGUAGGAUAAGUUAAAUGUGUAACUCCAAUGCUAUUUUUAGCUUUAUUUUUCAUUCUUUUUCCUCAAAUUCGUACCUCAAACGCAUUUUUACUCUCUCAUAAAAAUUACUCCAAAACACUCAAUCACAAUCUUAACACCUUAAAUAAUCUAAACUAUCGCAAUCUGGACACUUUAAAUGGUGUUAAUUAUCGCAAUCUUAAUGCUAUUAGUAAUGACAGUGCUGUUGUGGAGAUGGAGUCUGAGCGAUCGAAGAAGAUAAAACUACUGAGAUCUUCGACUGGACGAGGUGCUCAGGAGUGUUACAAAGCCUUAAUGAAAGCCAAUGGUGACGUUAAACUUGCCUCUCAAAUUAUCCUAAACACCGUUUCUGACGCUAAAAAUCCCUCAAACAACGGGGAGAUAGUAAUGUUGUUGGAGGGUACGGUAGCGUUGAGUUGUGUGGAAAAGGUUUGUUGUAUGAUUGACAUGAGGUGUGACACUGAUUUCGUGGCCAAAAAUAAACUCUUCACAGCAUUCGCUAAGUCUUUCUCCAACUCCGCUCUACUCUCUUUCACACUACUCAAUAAUUCACACACUCCAGAGGAUACUACACUAAAACCUCCAGUUGACAAGUUGUUGGAAAGUGUACUGAGUAAAGUGUGUUUAAGAUGUGGUAAGAGUGUGGGUGAGACUGGCAAGUAUGUGAGAAGUGCAUUGAGAGAGUCAAUAUCAGUAGCAAGAAUAUCAUUUCUCGUAUCAGACCCUGAUGAGUAUUUUGUGUUUUAUGUACACUCGUCACUGGAUCCGAAAAUCUCAGCAUCUUACGCCGGGACUGCAGCGGCUAUUCUGUCAUUCCAAAUACCAAACACUAAUAAGUUCUACAAUCUCCACAAUUUCCACAGUGAUCCACAGGGUAGUAUGGACACUGUGGAAAGUGUUGGUGUGUUGAACUGUUGUUUGGAGGGAGUGGAUUGUGUAUACUCUAGCAUGAAUAAUGUGACGCAAUUUGAUAAAGAGUUGGAAACCGAUGAACUUAAACGUUUUUUAAGACAAAUGGCCUUACACACAGUCGCAGAAAAACCCAAAGAAAUUGAUAUUGAGCGGUUUGAUUCUGGGGGAAGGAGUGAGAUGGAGAGGGAAUUGGAGAAGUUGGUCAACUCUGGAAAGACUAGAGAAAUGGCCGAACGCAUUGUCAAGGGCAAAUUACGUAAAAAAUACGGACAAGACGUUCUCAUGGAACAAAUUUGGACGUUUGGGAAUGGUGAGUUGGUGAGUGAGGCGAUGGAGAAGAUGAGUAAAAAGGUAUCAAGGGAGAUAAAGUUAAAAAAGUUCAUUUCCUACGCUAUUUCCGAUGAUUUAAUCAACUAUAAACACCCUCAGAAUUGCGUCUUCUACAAUACCAAUAUUAACUUCUAACAAACUAAUAUCUAUACAGAGUAGGCAUAGAGUUUAGGCCUAGUUACUCUUCCU
Messenger RNA from Theileria parva strain Muguga, 1638 nucleotides. RefSeq names its product Elongation factor TS family protein. The transcript has 4 exons. The coding region runs from base 217 to 1584 and encodes 455 amino acids. Gene Ontology annotation, biological process: translational elongation. NCBI's taxonomy places the organism in Eukaryota, Apicomplexa, Aconoidasida, Piroplasmida, Theileriidae. Gene Ontology annotation, molecular function: protein binding; translation elongation factor activity. The record is from RefSeq and is a predicted model, not a curated record.